AUGGGCAAGGUGAGUUUUAGUCCUCAAGACAAUACACAGGUUUGUAUCACUGGAAAUGGCUUUUUUAAGCUUUUUAAGUACUGUGAAGGAACUUUGAAGCAGAUGAAUUUAGAAAAGGGAAUGCCACAAAACUACUUGUGCCAUACCUGGCUGUCCAAGGAGGAAGUUAUAUGUGGCACAGACACAGGCAAACUGAUCUUGUUUGAAACUGGAGAUCUGCUCUGGAAGACAAGUGUAGAGUACAGAAAACCACACAGGGAAUUAGAAGAAGAUGCAACAGCGGAAUAUGAAUGUUGUUCUGUUGGCUCCAGUGGUAAUGAUGGUUCACAACAGGAUUCUUUGCCUCAAAUAUCUGCAAUUGCAGCUUAUUCCAAAGGAUUUGCAUGUUCAUCUAGCCCAGGAAUUGUUCUGCUGUUUGAGAAGAGCAGGGGAAAGGAACUCUACGAGGAGAGUCGAGAAAUCUGGCUUCCUAAGGACCAGUUCAGCAGUGAUCCAAACAAGUCAGGCAGACAGGACAUUAUAUGUAUAUGCUUCAGCCCCUCCGAGGAAACGAUGGUUGUUAACACACAUAAGAAUCAGCUUUACAUGUUUUCUAUGCUCACCACUGAUUUCAUGAAGGAGAGGAUUGCUUAUUUUAAAUAUUUGACUUUCCCAUUGCAUUCUGCUUCCAUCACUGGUCUGGACAUCUGUGUUUGGAAAUCCAUUCUUGCCACUUGUUCCCUGGAUAGAUCUGUCCGCAUCUGGAAUUACCAGACAAACACGUUGGAGCUGUAUAAGGAAUACUGGGUGGAAGCAUAUGCAGUAUCACUUCAUCCCACUGGCCUUUUCUGUUUGGUUGGAUUUUCUGACAAACUACGAUUUAUAAGUCUACUGUAUGAGGACAUGCAUGUUUUCAAGGAGCUUGCUGUGAUAAAGUGUAGAGAGUGCUCAUUCAGUAACAGAGGACAUCUUUUUGCUGCAGUUAAUGGAAAUGUGAUUGAAAUUUAUUCCAGCAUCACCUUUGAGAAUAUUAAUAAUCUGAAAGGACAUAGUGGGAAGAUACGUUCAGUUAAGUGGAGUGCAGAUGAUGCUAAAUUUAUCUCCUGUGACACACAUGGUGCUGUGUAUGAGUGGAACUUGUUGACAGGUAAAAGGGAGACAGAGUGUGUGCUCAAGUCCUGCAGGUACAGCAGCAUUGACCUGUCUUCUGAUGCCAAAGUCAUCCUUGCUGUUGGAUCUGACCAAACUCUCAAAGAAAUUUCAGAGUCUUCGAUCCAGCAUGAAGUUCCUGCUUUUGGUGUUGUUUAUACUGCAGUAGCUAUUUCUCAUUCUGGGCACAUGGUAUUUGUUGGUACAUCUCUGGGGACAAUUCGAGCUAUGAAGUACCCACUACCUUUGACAAUGGAUUUCAAUGAGUAUCAGGCCCAUGCAAGUGCUGUUACAAAGAUGUCCAUAACAAAUGAUGACCAAUUUCUGUUGACUGCCUCAGAGGAUGGCUCUAUAUUUAUCUGGAAAGUAUAUGAGAAAGGAGGUGGGAUAGUGAAAUGGCAGAAGGAAGUUGAGUAUGCUGAGGAAGUGUUGGUCAUGAGGUCAGAUAUAAAAGAAAAGAGUCAGGCAAUGCUGGACCUGCAGAUUCGUGUGAAAGAGCUACAGACAGAAAAUUAUUACCAGCUAAGUCUCAAGGACAUGUACUAUAAUGAAAAAUUAAAGGAAUUAGAAGAUAAUUUCACUCAGGAAAUAAGCUCCCUUAAAACCAAGCAUCAG
This is a messenger RNA of Nestor notabilis (Kea), 1743 nucleotides long. RefSeq names its product WD repeat-containing protein 65-like. The transcript is spliced from 11 exons. NCBI's taxonomy places the organism in Eukaryota, Metazoa, Chordata, Aves, Psittaciformes, Psittacidae. Gene Ontology annotation, molecular function: protein binding. The annotation marks the transcript as partial. The record is from RefSeq and is a predicted model, not a curated record.